AUGUGCGGAAUCGUCGCCAUUCUCCGCUCCAUGAUGCCCGAGGCGGAGCUUCGCCAAGCUGCAUUAGCUGCCGGUAAAAAGAUUCAACACCGUGGUCCUGACUGGAAUGGCGUCCGUGUCUUUGCGGGUCGUGGUGUCGCUUUGGAACACGAACGUCUGGCGAUUAUCGACCCGGAAUCAGGUGCACAGCCGCUUGUCAGUAACGACACUGAGCGUAACGUCACGUGCUGUGUAAAUGGCGAAAUUUAUAAUUACAAGGAACUGGCCAAGGGGCUACGUGACCCCUAUUCGUUCCUCACCAAAUCGGACUGUGAGAUAAUUAUCCCGCUGUAUCUCGAGCACGGUCCAAACUUUGUGCAUUUGUUGCGUGGAAUGUUUAGUUUUGUGCUGUACGAUCAUCAAAAGGACUUUUUCCUUGCAGCUAGAGAUCAUAUGGGGAUCACCCCAAUGUAUUACGGCUACGGUGCAGACGGGAGCGUCUGGUUUGCAUCAGAGAUGAAGGCACUUGAAGAAGGUUGUGUACGUUUUGAAGUCUUUCCACCUGGUCAUUUGUUUACGAGUGACACGGAAUCGUGUAAACCCUGGUACACACCUAAUUGGUACGAGGUUGGUCACUUGGGUAAGACACCAUUGGAUCUUGAGGUGCUUCGUGACGCUUUUGAAGCUUCAGUCAAGCGCCGCAUGAUGGCAGACGUACCAUGGGGUGUCUUGCUCUCUGGUGGAUUGGACUCGUCCCUUGUGGCGUCUAUUGCCGUACGGGAAAAGCAGAAACUUGUCGCGCAGGGCGGCGAGUGGAUUAACAAGAUCCACUCAUUCACCAUUGGCCUCGAAAACUCACCCGACCUCAAGGCUGCCAAAGAAGUGGCUGAAUUUCUCGGCACGAUUCACCACUCGUACACAUACACGAUCCAGGAGGGAUUAGACGCGAUAUCAGAGGUCAUUAAACACUUGGAGACGUACGAUGUGACUACGAUUCGGGCGUCUACGCCCAUGUUUCUCAUGUCACGCAAGAUCAAAGCCAUGGGCAUCAAAAUGGUGCUGUCGGGCGAAGGCGCCGACGAGGUCUUUGGUGGAUAUCUGUACUUCCACAAGGCCCCGAACGCUGAGGCCUUUCACAAAGAGACGGUCGCGAAGCUUCAGUCGCUGCAUCAAUAUGACUGUCUGCGCGCCAACAAAUCCACGAGCGCAUGGGGCCUUGAGGCCCGCGUGCCGUUCCUGGACGCCGACUUUCUGGACAUUGCCAUGAACAUCGACUCUAGCGAGAAGAUGAUCGAUGUCAAGGCCAAAAAGCUGGAAAAGCACAUUAUCCGCAAGGCCUUCGACGACAAGGAGCACCCAUAUUUGCCGGAGCACAUUUUGUGGCGCCAGAAGGAGCAGUUCUCGGACGGCGUCGGCUACGGCUGGAUCGACUCGCUCAGGGACCUGGCUGAGCAGAAGGUCACUGAGCGCCAGAUGAAGCACGCCGAGCGGCUCUUCCCGUACAACACGCCGCAGUCUAAGGAGGCCUACUUCUAUCGCAGUAUCUUCCAGCACCACUUCCACCGCGAGGUGGCCGCCCAGACUGUGCCCGGUGGUCCCAGCAUUGCCUGUAGCACCCCGGCGGCUAUCGAGUGGGACGCCGCGUUCAAGAACGCUGUCGACCCGUCGGGCCGUGCCAUUGCUGGCGUGCACCUAGAUGCCUACAGCGAGUAA
Messenger RNA from Peronospora farinosa, 1692 nucleotides. The record is from the annotation of a GenBank genome assembly. NCBI's taxonomy places the organism in Eukaryota, Oomycota, Peronosporomycetes, Peronosporales, Peronosporaceae.